AUGUACGAUCCCGACGGCGACAUUGGCCCAGAGAAGUCGUGUUUGAACAUGAAGUUCACGGAAGAAGCACGCUUCUCAUUCGGAUGUGCUGUCAUUGAGUUGGACGGCGGAGCCAAGGUUGGCCGUCGGUGUACUCCGUUCGUAUACAGUGGUCAAUGGAUCCUAACUAUUGAAGAAAUGGACCGACACAUCAACGCCGAAGUCCGUCGUGUUCAAGCGCUGCCUGGAGUUUCGUCACCUUGGGUGACCGGGCAUCGAUCAACCAACGAUGGCAUUUUUGAAAAUGAUUGCGCCUCCAGACUCAAGGGUAUUGGCAAGAAGUUACUCGAUGAACUGGCCAAGGUCGGGAUUACAACCGUCCAAGACAUAGCAAAUAUACCAAGCGAAGAGAUACCCGGCAUCGUUGCUCAACUGCAUGGAAUCUCGUUGCGUUCCAUGCAAAAGUUCAAACACACGGCACAAACGGCAAAUCAUGGAAGCUAUGUACCCCGCUUGGUCGACCACAAGAAGACCGACAAUCCCUACGAAUCCCUUUUCGGCACAACGUGGAGAGACCAAAUCGUGAAGUCGACCGGUAUGAAAAGCAGCGUUUGUAUUACGACCAUGGUCGAGCACAUCAUACAAGCAUCGCCUCGCGUCAUGGCCAAAACAAAGCACGCUGAUGACUGGGUCUUCAUGCACGACGCUCUCUCCCAAAUGACCUGCACGUCUACCAUUGCAUGGAUGAAAGAAAUGGGAUACUAUCGACGGUGGGUGCUACCUGAAUUGGGCCUUAACUGGAAAACGCGGUAUGCCGGAAGGCCGGUCGGAAACAGUCCUGAGCCUGGGAUUGCUCGCUGA
This is a messenger RNA of Aphanomyces astaci, 840 nucleotides long. RefSeq lists its product as hypothetical. The record is from RefSeq and is a predicted model, not a curated record. NCBI's taxonomy places the organism in Eukaryota, Oomycota, Saprolegniomycetes, Saprolegniales, Verrucalvaceae. Bases 1 to 840 code for a protein of 279 amino acids. The transcript has 2 exons.